This is a messenger RNA of Tupaia belangeri chinensis (Chinese tree shrew), 2835 nucleotides long. It is a transcript of the gene TBC1D19, whose product is annotated as TBC1 domain family member 19. Lineage: Eukaryota; Metazoa; Chordata; Mammalia; Scandentia; Tupaiidae. The transcript is spliced from 21 exons. Bases 132 to 1712 code for a protein of 526 amino acids. The record is from RefSeq and is a predicted model, not a curated record.
GUAACGCCCGCCGGAGGCGUCCCAUCGAAUAAGGUCCCGGGGAAGUGUCACUGGCCCUGAGUGGGACCCGCUAGCCCGUUCUGUCCGCCCUGGCGGCCUGUCCCCGCGGCUUGCGGGCUGGGGCGGGGGAGAUGUUGCAGGAGGAGCCGGAUCUGUCCCUCGUCAUCGCCCAGAUCGUGCAGAAGCUCAAAGGCUCCAGUCUGUACGCGCAGCUGGAGCGGCAGGCCUGGACCAGUCUUCAGAGACCUGAGAUUAAACUUGAGUCGCUGAAAGAAGAUAUUAAGGAGUUCUUUAAAAUAUCAGGUUGGGAGAAGAAACUUCAGAAUGCUGUUUAUAGUGAACUGAGUGUGUCUCCUCUACCCAGUCACCCUGCGGCCCCCCCUGAGCAUCUGAAAGAACCCUUGGUGUACAUGAGGAAAGCACAGGGAAGUUGGGAAAAACGAAUUUUGAAGAGUUUGAAUAGUAUGUGCACUGAACUGAGUAUACCAUUGGCACGAAAGAGGCCGGUUGGAGAACAGAAAGAACUUCUGAAUAAAUGGAAUGAAAUGGGGACCGAUGAACCAGAUUUAAGCCUUUUUAGGCCUGUUUAUGCACCUAAGGAUUUUCUCGAGGUAUUAAUUAAUCUUCGCAACCCAAAUUAUGAAAAUGGUGAUUCUCUGAGUUUUAGGACUCAUUUGGGUUUAAUCCAAGUUCCUCUGAAAGUAAAAGACAUCCCUGAAUUGAAAGAAUGCUUUGUAGAACUCGGCUUAAGUACAGGACAGCUGGGUAUAGAUGACUCCACUCAAGUGCCUCCUGAACUCUUUGAAAAUGAGCAUGUACGUAUUGGGCAAAAAGUUCUGGCCGAACAGGACAGUGCCGCAGCCCAGCAGUACGUCCGGCAAGGCAGCCCCACGGCGCUGAGGGCCGAGCUGUGGGCCCUCAUCCUGAACGUCUCCAGCCAGCCCGAGGAUAUCUUGUAUUAUGAGCAGCUUAAGACCAACGUGAUACAGCACGACCUUUUGGUGGACAGUCUAAUUUAUAAAGACGUGAAGUUGACAGCCAGCAAUGAUGACUAUUAUUUUGUAUUUGAAGAUUAUUUAUAUCAGGUAUUACUUUGCUUUUCCCGAGAUACAACUGUGUUGGGUCACUUUGCAUACAACAGUGCUUCACCACCAAAAUCGUACAUAAGAGGAAAACUAGGGCUGGAAGAAUACGCCGUCUUUUAUCCACCUAACGGUGUAAUCCCUUUUCACGGAUUUUCAAUGUAUGUUGCACCGCUUUGUUUUCUGUACCAUGAACCUUCCAAAUUGUAUCAGAUAUUCCGUGAGAUGUAUGUGCGUUUUUUCUUCAGGCUUCAUUCUAUCUCUUCUCAUCCUUCUGGUAUUGUGUCGCUCUGUUUGUUGUUUGAAACUCUUCUUCAAACUUACCUCCCCCAACUCUUUUAUCAUCUGAGAGAAAUCGGGGCCCAACCACUUCGCAUAUCAUUUAAGUGGAUGGUCCGCGCUUUCUCUGGAUACUUAGCUACAGAUCAACUUUUGCUUUUGUGGGAUCGAAUCCUAGGAUACAACUCACUGGAAAUUCUUGCUGUCCUGGCAGCGGCUGUGUUUGCUUUCCGAGCAGUGAACCUGAUGGAGGUGACAUCACUGGCUGCAGCUGAAGCAGUUCUUGCUGACCUUUCUACUUUAAAAGUUAUGCCUCUUCUUCAGAUUUUUCUGUUUGCUACUGUUACCUGAUCUUCUUCAAGGUCGCUGACUACACGUCUAGUUUUUCAUUAGGAACUAAUCAUGAACUAUGCAAAGUCUGCAUAAAACCAAAAGUAAACUUCACAUAUAAGCCAAUAAAGAUCAUGUUCUCUUCUCAGUUAAACCUAAGUGGUAGUUUUUUCACUUUUUGAAACAUUGAGUCUGCACACCAAAUAAUUGCAUUGCAUGCUACUGAUUUUCAAGAGAGAAGCAAUAGCCCGGACUGCCAAAUUGAGCAUACUGUGUGUGUGUACACGUAUGUAUGCGUGUGCAUAUGUGUACAUACAUAUACGCACGCAUAUAAAAUGCUGACGUGUACAAGGCAUGUAAUAAUAUAUGCAAUAAGAACUAAAGAUACUGUAAUAAACUUCAAGAGGUAAUGUAGCUCCUCGAGCAGUCCUUGUCUGUCAUUCUAUAAGUGUAUCUCCAGAUAAUGUUCUAUUUUGUCUUGUAAGUCGCUCUUCACUCAGAGCCAGGGUGGGGCAGAAUGUGCGAAGAUUUGAAACUGAUAAAACUUUGAAGUAGGGAUUCAAAUAUGUACUUUGAUUUUUGGAACAAUUUUUCCUUCUCCAGAGACCUUCUAGGUCCCUCUCCAUUUUGUCUCUCCCUUAAACUUCUCUGCUGAGGAAGGUCAAGGCUAAUCGUCUUCGUCUGGCACUGUUUUAUUCCUCCCUGUCUGAAUGGCAGAAAGGGAUGGGUGACCCUCUGACUCCUCCACCUUGUCCCUCGCGUGGACCACGUGGCAUGCUGAGACCUCUCGCCAGGUGCUGUUACUUUGGAAAUGUCCACGGAAGACAUGUAAGGAAAUGAAGAAUCAAAACCACAUCCACUUCUGCUGAAGUUUGGCGAGACAAGAUUGCUUUCUGGGGUGGAGCAGCUGAGAGACUACAAGUAGGUAGUGGAGGUUAAUUCUAGAAUUGAAGGCAUGAAACAAGCCAUCGAUCUGAUUUUGGUCUUUAUUAUGAGUGAAGGAUCUUAUUUUAUAUGACUUCCUAAGACCUACCAUUUCUGUAAUAUGGAAUAAUAGUAUGGGGAAAAAGUAAAAAACCCAUUGUCUUUUGAGCUUAGAUUCCAAUUCAAGAUGCUGAUCACUUCAAUAAAACUCUAAUCAAUA